This is a messenger RNA of Trichoderma asperellum CBS 433.97, 1905 nucleotides long. RefSeq lists its product as uncharacterized. The record is from RefSeq and is a predicted model, not a curated record. NCBI's taxonomy places the organism in Eukaryota, Fungi, Ascomycota, Sordariomycetes, Hypocreales, Hypocreaceae. Gene Ontology annotation, molecular function: DNA-binding transcription factor activity, RNA polymerase II-specific; DNA binding; zinc ion binding. Gene Ontology annotation, biological process: regulation of DNA-templated transcription; DNA-templated transcription.
AUGGAGCGGCAAGAGAGCGGCAUAGAUAACAAUCGAGAAAGUCUCCAUGCAGCCACGACGGCAGAGCCUGCUCCGGGUACAAAGCCAAAGAGCAGAGCUUGCGAUGUGUGUCACAAAAGAAAGGUCAAAUGCGAUAGGAAUAAGCCAUCGUGCUCUGAGUGUGUCAAGUUUGCCGCUGAUUGCACCUACAUUGUGGCUGCAACUCCGAAAAAGAUUACACGCCGCAGACCCAAGAAACAUGAAGCCCUAGAAAAGAAAGUCGGCGAGCUUGAAAGCAUCCUACGCCAGGCGCUCAAAAGCCGCGAAUCUGCAACAAUCAGUCAACCCAAUGAGGGCCAAGUAGUAUCAAAGCCUACGGCGCAAAGCCUUCAAGUAGCCGAUUCAUCGCCUCUACACAGCCCCCCAUUCAAUUUUACCUACGGCUCCAAUGCAGGAUAUGUCAGGGCAUCGUUGUUGCAAGAGCUUGUGGAGUGGGUUCCGCAGCCUUUCAGAUCAUUUGUGAAGUCUUGCAGCGGCAGCUACACAAAGGAUAAUAAAAUUUUAAAAGGGCGGCAGGAGUAUGUUACUCUUAUUCGGACCUAUUUCAGUACACUCAACCAGACUAUUACGCUAUUCGAUCAAGAUGACUUCUUUGCGCGUUUUUCUGAACUCGAAAUGGAUCAGAUUCGAGCAGACGCAGCACUCUGGACGGCCACAAAUAUCAUGUGUGCUCUCGCUCUACGUCAAGAAGCAACGAUCUCUCUAAUUGGAUGUCCCCGUUCUCGUGAUCAAGAAGCUUGGCAGUAUUUACAUACUGCAUUAGACAAGGCGGUAGAGAUUACCAUUCGAGGCAGUGAGGACCUAUUAGCUAUCCAAGCACUGCUAGGAAUGACCAUAUUCCUCCAGUCUUCACCAGACGCACAUCCAGCAUCGACCAUCCUUGCAGCUGCAAUAAGGCUAGUUCUUCAACAUGGCCUCCAUAUUCAGAAAGACGAACAGCCUCUGGAUCAGCUUGACUUUGAGGCUAGGCGUCUCGCACUCCAGCGAAGUCGUGUAUUUUGGAUUGCAUACUAUCUUGAUCAUGACCUUGCAAGCAGACUCGAAAGGCCGCCUUUAAUACACGAGGAUGAUAUUGGUAUCGAUCUUCCUCCACAAUACCCUGAAGAUGGACUGGGUUAUAUAUCCUCUAUUAAUGGUACCAUAAAUAUCAAUUAUAUGCAUGUUCGUGCUCACCUUGCCCUCAUUGAGGGCCACAUCCAUCGACGACUCAUAUCUGCAAGGGCAAGGCGCCAAACGAGCACAGAGCGACAGGCCGCGAUCCAAGAGCUGGAAUUAGAGCUGUGCAGCUGGAAGUCUUCGUCCCUUGAUCUGAAUUUUGUGAUGGACAGCUUGGGCAGCUUUUGUGCAGACCGAACUCCGUGUGCGACUUUUGGAAGCGCGGGAAUCUUUUUGUUCCGUGUAUUGUAUCUGACCUAUCUCAACUGUCACACUAAUCUGCAUGGGUUAUCUUACCAAGCCUUGAGGAUGCAAGCCUGGGACUAUCCCCGCCGCCAAAUUAAGUCGUCUGAUUCAUCUACUAUUCAACUGUUACCGUUGGUCCUAGCCGCCGGUGGGGAUGUAGGACCGCCGCGCUGUUGUGUUGCAUCAGCAAGAGCUUCCUUGAGUCUAUUCCGCGUUACUGAUUACGACCAUGCUUGUUCACUAGCUGCACUUCACCACCAUGUUACGGCUCUGAUAGUUCUUGUUGCUCAUGCUGCAAAGAAUCCUCUAGCAGAUGAGUCAAUGGCAGACAUCCAGCUUGUUCUGCCUGUGGUAGACAUGCUCCAUAAAUUUGAAGAGGUUUCAAAAGACAGCAGCAUUGAAUAUGCGAAGAAAAUAGCUGCUCAGCUUGUGCAUGAGUACGCGCGUCGAGCGUUAUUUGAGUAG